Messenger RNA from Penicillium riverlandense, 1458 nucleotides. RefSeq lists its product as uncharacterized. NCBI's taxonomy places the organism in Eukaryota, Fungi, Ascomycota, Eurotiomycetes, Eurotiales, Aspergillaceae. The record is from RefSeq and is a predicted model, not a curated record. The coding region runs from base 1 to 1458 and encodes 485 amino acids. Gene Ontology annotation, molecular function: zinc ion binding. The transcript is spliced from 2 exons.
AUGUCGGCCCCGACCAGGCAGUUCCACAGACUCUCUAUCGGUCGAGAUAUGGCUGGGACGCGCGCCCAGGCCAGGACGGCCCGCGGCGCGGGGCCGGAUCCUUCCGACGACGAUAGUGACCGCGACGACGGGGGAGACGACAGCUCGCUGGACGAGAGCUCUAGCGAGGCAGAGGAGAGCGACGACGAGUCCACUAGCGCUUCGGCAGUGCUAGCCGGGUCGGGAAUCACCUAUGACUUGGCGCAAUUAGACUCCGAGUCCGAGGCCAGAGCACUCGUGGGGUUGACGGGCCAGUUCGACGUCGUUAAUUGCCGUGCCACUCGCUCGGGAUAUGAAUUCCAGCUCUCGGACCGACCGCAGGUGCAUCUUGGCCCGGACUCAUACGUUUGCACCUGUCCGACCUUCCAGAGCCGGCCGGACGUGGCGUGCCAGCAUAUCUUCUGGAUCCUCGAUCAGCUCCACGGCUACUUCAUCCAGGAACCCCCGUCAGAGGAAAUCGAACUAUCUCGUGACGGUCAUCCGCGCGUGCUCCCGCGCAUCGAAGGGCUCCUGGAGGGCCAAUUAGAAGCGGUGGCUGGCCGGCUCAAUUGGCAUCUGCUACGGGCUGAAGGUAAUGGCAGCGGUGCGGGGAUGACCCGUGCAGAAAAAGUGCGCGAUAUCCUGUCUGCGUUCAGGCCCGUGAUAGUGGCAGAGGAUUUUCGCCAGGAUCUGGUGGAGACCGCAGCGGAGGCGCGCACUCCAGAGCAAUGCGUGGUGCAGGGAGACUUUGAGGCGACUAUCUUUCGGCUGGCGGUGCACGAUAAUGGGGUCUUUAGCAGUCUGUGCAAGGCCAUGCCCGCUGGCGCAUGCGCGGCCAUCUAUUUCGACAAGGCGCAGGAACAGUCACGCCGGCUGCUGGCUGACUUUGACCGGUACUGCGCAACAGGCGAGCGGUCCGAUAGCUCCAGUCCCGGCGGAGGCUUUUACAACGUCGACGAGGUAAUCGCGCAACUGCGCCGGUGUGUCAAUCGCAUCCGCGUCAACAUCGUCGCCCGCGCACCGCACGGCUCCGAAGGCGCCGCAAAAGCUCUCAUCUCCAUUCUUGAAGCCGUGACGGCCCGCAAUAAAGACCCACUCGAUGGCAACCGCUGGGGCCGGGUCUCCUUCCACGGUGAGGAUGAAGACCAGCGCAAUCUGUACCAUCAGUUAAUCGGGUCGCCGGACCUGGACAACGACCCUGACGCGGAAUUCUUCGUUCUUGAUGCUCUGGAUAUCUUGCGCGCGUCAGAUCUGAGCCAGUUCAAAACCAACCUGCGAGAUAUCCUGCACAAGAUCGAGGUUGAUCGCGCUCCGAAGCCAUAUCUUCUGCGGCUGACGGCGUUGGUCCGUGCCGCUGAGACGGGGGCUGCGCCUCCAGGGUCGGGGCAGAAGAGACCAGCUGCUGGGAACUCGGGAGGCAAUACGAAACGAAGUCGAUGA